CGACAACCUUAACGCAAUCCUAAACUCACUUUCCACCCUUAGUUCAGUUUCUUCAAAAAUUUUUUUUUUAAUGAUCAUAACUUCCCCUCUUUCUUGUUUUUUUUUUCAAUAUUAUUAAUCUAAUUCCCUUUCGUUCUUUCUGUUUAUAGAGAAGUAGAGACGAGGGAGAGUCUUUUAAGUUUAUCUAAUUAAGCAGGGAAGGUGUAAGCAACGAUAAAGAUGGUGGAAACAGCUAACAGCCACCAGCCACCUCCAUUUCAAGCCGCCCCCCCACCACCUCCAUCUCUUGCCGUUUCAAGGGGUCCCACUUGGACUCCGGCUGAGCAACUCCAGCAGCUCCAGUACUGCAUCCAUUCCAACCCUUCUUGGCUUGAGACAGCUUUUCUGGCUUUUCAACACUAUAUUGUCAUGCUUGGAACUAUAGUCUUGAUUGCCAGUAAUCUUGUGCCACGAAUGGGUGGGGACCAUGGUGAUAAAGCUCGUGUGAUUCAAACAUUGCUCUUUAUGGCGGGGUUGAAUACACUGAUUCAAACAUUCAUCGGAACAAGGCUUCCCACUGUGAUGAGCGCAUCAGUUGCUUUCACCUUACCAGUGUUGUCAAUCAUCAAGGAUUUGUCCGAUGAAAACUUUGCAGAUGAGCAUGAUAGAUUUACCCACACUAUGAGAACCAUUCAAGGAUCAUUAAUUGUUUCUUCCUUUGUCAACAUCAUCCUUGGGUUUAGUUUUGCAUGGGGCAAUUUGACAAGGUUCUUCAGUCCCAUUGUUAUAGUACCAGUGGUUUGUGUGGUGGGUCUUGGUCUGUUCAUGAGGGGUUUCCCACUGCUUGCUAACUGUGUGGAGAUCGGCCUGCCCAUGCUGAUUAUACUAGUCAUUUUCCAGUAUUUGAAGCAUCUCCAUCCAAGGGGGCGCCCUAUACUUGAAAGGUUUGGCUUACUUUUCUGCGUUGGAAUUGUCUGGGCUUUUGCUGCUAUCCUCACUGUUGCCGGUGCCUACAAUAAUGUUGGAGAACAAACUAAAAUGAGUUGUCGCACAGAUCGAUCCUUUCUUAUAUCAUCUGCUCCAUGGGUUAGAGUCCCAUACCCUUUUCAGUGGGGUGCUCCAAUAUUUAGAGCAAGCCAUGUCUUUGGGAUGAUGGGGGCAGCGCUUGUUUCAUCUGCAGAGUCCACUGGAACGUAUUUUGCCGCAGCAAGGCUUGCAGGUGCUACACACCCUCCAGCAUAUGUUCUCACCAGAAGUAUUGGUCUGCAGGGUGUUGGCAUGCUGCUUGAAGGAAUCUUUGGUGCUGCUGUUGGCAACACUGCAUCUGUUGAAAAUGUUGGCCUUCUUGGACUUACACACAUUGGGAGCCGAAGAGUGGUGCAGAUAUCAACUGUUUUCAUGGUCUUUUUCUCCAUAUUUGGGAAAUUUGGUGCCUUAUUUGCAUCUAUUCCUCUGCCAAUAUUUGCUGCUAUAUACUGUGUUUUAUUUGGUAUUGUUGCUGCUAUUGGGAUUUCCUUCAUACAGUUUUCUAACAAUAACUCCAUGAGAAACCACUACAUCUUGGGCUUGUCAUUGUUCCUUGGAAUAUCAAUACCUCAAUAUUUUGUCAGUAACUUCACCAUGGAUGGGCAUGGACCUGUUAAAACAGAUGGUGGAUGGUUCAAUGACAUAUUGAACACAAUUUUCUCAUCACCACCAACCGUGGCAAUGAUCAUUGGAACACUACUUGAUCACACACUUGAUGCGAGGCACACCAUCAAUGAUAGAGGAAUUCCAUGGUGGAAACCUUUCCAGCACCGCAAGGGUGACGUUCGAACCGAGGAGUUUUACAGUCACCCUGUGAGGAUAAGAGAGUGGUUACCGUCUAGAUUUCUCUGAGAAAACACUUCAACUAGUUGUAUAGUAGCCAUACAACAAGUAAAUUUCAUGUUAAUAUGCAUUAUGAGGCCUGUUCUCUAAUCUUUUGAAGCUGGACAAAACUCUUUUUAAGUGUUGGCAUUUUUUUUUU
Hevea brasiliensis (rubber tree) is the source of this 1987-nucleotide messenger RNA. RefSeq names its product nucleobase-ascorbate transporter 3. Lineage: Eukaryota; Viridiplantae; Streptophyta; Magnoliopsida; Malpighiales; Euphorbiaceae. Bases 220 to 1857 code for a protein of 545 amino acids. Gene Ontology annotation, biological process: transmembrane transport. Gene Ontology annotation, molecular function: transmembrane transporter activity. Gene Ontology annotation, cellular component: plasma membrane; plasmodesma. The record is from RefSeq and is a predicted model, not a curated record. The transcript is spliced from 15 exons.